AUGGCAUGGGAAGGCUUCCUGGCUGUGCUAAGCCAGCACCAAGCUCCACCAAAACUGGAAGAAAAUCCUGCUGAAGCAUUCACUGACUCAUCCCUCUUUGCUCACUGGGGCCAGGACCUCAGUCCCGAAAACAGACGCAUUGCUCUAAAGCAGUUCCAAUACUAUGGCUAUAAUGCUUACUUGAGCGAUCGCUUGCCUCUGGACAGGCCCCUGCCUGAUCUUAGGCCUAAUGGGUGCAGAAACCUUACGUUUCCUGACAGGCUCCCCGAGGUCAGCAUUGUGUUCAUAUUCGUUAAUGAAGCUCUCUCAGUGAUUUUGCGCUCCAUCCAUUCUGCUAUUGACCGGACUCCUGCUCACCUGCUUAAAGAGAUUAUUUUAGUGGAUGAUAACAGUAAUAAUGAAGAGCUCAAGGAGAAACUAAAGAAGUAUAUAGAUGAAGUGAAUGCCCAGAAACCAGGGUUCAUCAAGGUUGUUCGACACAGCAAACAAGAGGGACUGAUCCGAUCCCGCGUUAGUGGAUGGAGAGUUGCCACAGCACCAGUAGUCGCUCUCUUUGAUGCCCAUGUGGAAUUCAACGUGGGAUGGGCUGAACCAGUUCUUACUAGGAUAAAGGAAAACAGAAAAAGAGUAAUUUCUCCAUCAUUUGAUAACAUUAAGUACGAUAAUUUUGAAAUAGAGGAAUAUCCCCUCUCUGCACAAGGGUUUGACUGGGAGUUGUGGUGCCGAUAUCUGAACCCUCCUAAAUCGUGGUGGAAGCUGGAGAACACAACUGCUCCAAUAAGAAGUCCUGCCUUGAUUGGAUGCUUCAUAGUAGACAGAGAAUAUUUCCAAGAGAUUGGCCUACUAGAUGAGGGUAUGGAAGUAUAUGGAGGAGAAAACGUUGAGCUCGGAAUCAGGGUGUGGCAGUGUGGAGGCAGCGUUGAGGUUCUGCCUUGCUCCAGGAUUGCCCACAUUGAACGAGCCCAUAAGCCAUACACGGAAGAUCUAACUGCUCACGUGCGCAGAAACGCGCUACGGGUGGCCGAAGUCUGGAUGGAUGAGUUCAAGAGCCACGUGUACAUGGCCUGGAACGUGCCCCAGGAGGACUCUGGGAUUGAUAUUGGGGACAUUUCUGAGAGGAAGGCCUUGAGGAAGAAGCUCCAGUGCAAGACCUUCAGAUGGUACCUUGUCAGCGUCUACCCAGAAAUGAGGAUGUAUUCCGAUACGGUUGCCUAUGGGGUGCUGCAGAAUUCCCUAAAAAGUGACUUGUGCCUUGAUCAGGGGCCAGACACAGAGAAUACUCCAAUCGUGUAUAUCUGCCAUGGAAUGACCCCACAGAACGUCUAUUACACAAGCAAUCAGCAGCUCCACGUGGGUGUUCUGAGUCCUACUAUCGAUGACGAUGACAACAGAUGCCUGGUGGAUGUGAACAGCAGGCCCAGGCUCAUUGAAUGCAAUUACGCCAAAGCCAAAAGAAUGAAGCUUUACUGGCAGUUUACUCAGGGAGGCCCUAUCCAGAACCGAAAAUCCAAGCGUUGCCUGGAAUUGCAGGAAAACAGUGAAAACGAAUUUGGAUUUCAACUCGUCCUUCAGAAAUGCACUGGACAGCACUGGUCUAUAACGAAUGUCCUGAAAAGCCUGUCAUCAUAGCAGAAUACUUUUUUUCUACCCACUCCUUUUGCUACCGUGUAGCAAAUAUUGCAAUGUUGCCUGCUGUACUCUAUGCCCCCCUUCCCCUCCUCCUUUCCUCUUUCCUGUCCCUUUGAUUUUCUUGUGAGUGUGUGGAAGUUGGGUUUGUGGGCUGAAAAUAGACAUUUUUAUUUCACAAUGAUGUUUUCAUGGCAUUUAUAGAUAUGUUGAAUGACAGAUUAUGGUAGGUGAUCCUAAAAUAUUUUGCAACUGUAAAUAGGAAACAAAUGGAGAA
Messenger RNA from Nothoprocta perdicaria, 1903 nucleotides. RefSeq names its product polypeptide N-acetylgalactosaminyltransferase 18 (gene GALNT18). Bases 1 to 1629 code for a protein of 542 amino acids. The record is from RefSeq and is a predicted model, not a curated record. Gene Ontology annotation, cellular component: Golgi apparatus. NCBI's taxonomy places the organism in Eukaryota, Metazoa, Chordata, Aves, Tinamiformes, Tinamidae. The transcript is spliced from 11 exons.